Messenger RNA from Bolinopsis microptera, 2166 nucleotides. RefSeq names its product transmembrane protein 145-like. Gene Ontology annotation, biological process: G protein-coupled receptor signaling pathway; response to pheromone. The coding region runs from base 94 to 1665 and encodes 523 amino acids. Lineage: Eukaryota; Metazoa; Ctenophora; Tentaculata; Lobata; Bolinopsidae. The record is from RefSeq and is a predicted model, not a curated record. The transcript is spliced from 16 exons.
UAACGAACUAUUGAUGCACUGGCUAGCUCAUCGAACAUUUUCAAUGACUGGUAAUACUUUGAGAUUUUCAUUAUUCGUGUAAGGCCGUACAGUAUGAUUGGUUUGAAGAGCUUUGUUUUAGUUUUACUGGUUCUUGGAGCGGAUUUUAAAAUCCUAACUGGGACUGUUGAUACAUUUGAGAAUUUUCACUUUUUGGCCCGGUUCUGUUUUCGACCUCACAACGGAAAAGCUUCCUUUACGUUUACUUAUAGACGGGAGAAUGUGGAUAAUAUUUUACCUACCUACAAUUCACUGCUAAUGUACUACGACGGAAUUAAACAAUGGGAUGCUGCCUACAAAACUCCAAUGGCGUGUCACGAAAAAGUGGAUUUGCUGGAGGAUCAGAACGACAGUGAUCAGAUAGCAGAGCUCAGGGAGACGGAUGAAAGGUACUGUAGUCAAGAGGACAACACCGCCCCUCUUAUCAAUUGUACAAGUAAUUUUGAAAACAAGAAGGCUGUGUAUGCAGUAGGGGACCCAAACAUCGUGACAUUUCACAACGGAUACAUUGGCUUCCAGAACUCUCGGGCUAGAUGGUGGUACUUUGCUGUGUCCAACUGUGAUAAUCCUAACGGGGUUACAAGAAUGUCCUACACAGUUGAACUGACCAAUGGGGACACUUUCUGGACCAGACACGUGUCAGCAGAUGAAAUAGGGAUACUGGAAACGGACAUUGUUUUUGUGAUAUUGUUUAUCUACUUGGUGAUAGCUUCUGCUAAAGUUGCACGUACUCUAGCGAACAGGCAGCUCUACCAUACUUCCUUUAAAAUCUUCAUGGCCUCCGUUACUAUGCAAGCUAUAAGCCAGAUAGUGGUCGUGAUAUUCCGGUGUAUGAUAAACAUGAACGGACAGGAAAAUAAAGUGCUGAAAUAUUUUGGUAAAGCUAUUGCAGUUAUUGCUGAAACACUGUUCAUUUUGUUGCUCAUUCUUCUCAGUAAAGGCUGGACCGUAGUAAGAGGACGUUUGAGCACUCAAGGUACUAUGAUACUAUCAGCUUCUAUAACAUUUUACUUCUUAUCACAAGUGGUGGCUCUAUUUUGGUCUGCUUACAUGUUCGAUCCUGGUGAGGUACUAUACGAGUAUGAAUCUGCGCCUGGUUAUGUUGUAAUUGCAUGUCUUACUCUCAUGUGGAUAUGGUUUUGCACCUGCAAUUAUCACACUCUCCAAAAUUAUCCUGACCAAAAUAAAUUCUAUGGAAUCUUCUUCGCCGCUUACUCUAUAUGGUUCCUCGCGAAGCCUAUAAUGGUUCUCAUAGCAGCCUUCCAACUGGAGGACCACUACAGAGAAAAGGCGGUUAACGUGGUCCUAAACUCGAACCAUUUCUUCGGGUACAGUGUGUUCCUGGUCCUGACACGACCCUCCACAAAUAACAAGAUGUUCCCUUACAAUGUUAAAACCUCGCAGAUUGGGGUAUCAGGAACUGCAGAUGAUUUGGUUGACGGAGAAAGACCGAAAGCUUCCUCUUUUGAGCGGGCCAACAUGUUCAGAGCCGCAAGAACCGUUGAUGGAGGCCGAGGUGACGCGUACGCUGUUGGAUUCUCCUCGGUAGCAUACAACGCAGAAACUGGUGCUACCAACCUGGACAUGUUCAGUCCCUACGCUGGUCAAGAUCCGCCACACAUUUAAUAAAGAGUACUUAACACGGGUUUUAUCAAAUGGCUUUGUUAUCGGCCAGCACUCGUGGCUUAUUUAUAGACAUUAUUUGCAUUAUUAUGUUACGAAGGUCGAAGACCAUGAUUCACGAAGGCUCAUAAAGUUAUAAAAAUGCUUCAGACUUGUAAAAUGUAAAGCAUGAGACAAAAUAAAGUAUCCCCAUCCAUACUACGAUGUAUGGGCACUACGAUGUAUGGGGACUUACCACCCCAUGGCAACAUUAAACUAUAUCGACACUGUUACAUCGUUUCCUGUUAAUAUCAACGUAGUAUUAUAUGACUGCUCUAAGCCCUAGCUAAAACAGCCCAAAACGUAGGAUUUUAAAUAUUUAAGUGACUAUUCCGUAGAUUAUAAAAUUUCUUAGGCUUGUAAAGUUCACUUCCCCUGGAGGGUGCAGAAGUUAGUGCAGUGAGAAUUUCGUGAGUUUAGUCUAAAGAAAUAAGAUUUUUUGUAAAUCAUUCUAUUCACACAAUA